This is a messenger RNA of Blepharisma stoltei, 786 nucleotides long. The record is from the annotation of a GenBank genome assembly. NCBI's taxonomy places the organism in Eukaryota, Ciliophora, Heterotrichea, Heterotrichida, Blepharismidae.
AUGGGAGACUGCGCAAGUAGGCCAAGCGAAAAAGAGCUCGAAAUGCAUAUAACCUGCUCCAACCCCAAAAAUGACCAGCAUUUUCAGUUCGUGCCUUAUACAGCCCUGACUGAAAUUUCUGUACAAAAUGAAACUAAUAUUUAUGUUCUUGAAAGCAAAAAAAAACAGUUCCAGAGGAAGAAAUUGGAAUAUCAGUAUAAGCAUGAGAACGCUUUGCAAGGGGUUCCACAGAUUCCGGAGCUGAAUAUAGAGGUGCAAAAAGGUGCGAAUUUUUAUAGCGACUCGUUUUGUAUAAGCCAAGGAAAUCCAUAUGUAUCAGUUUCUUUGGAACCGAAUGGUCCAAAAAUUGAUACUUAUAUAUCAGAUAGAUAUAGACCUUAUUGGUAUAUAGGAAUCUAUAUAAAAGGGUCAGAAAGCAGCUAUUGUUAAUAUAAAUUAGAAUUUAUAAUAAUAAGGCAUAGGUUUAUCCAAUUUAAACAGUCAUUGUGGUCAUAUAAAAGCGUGGUCUUUAAAGUCAUGAUGAGGUCUAGCCUUAAAGGUGACCAAGUAUUAGGGACUCAUGAAGUAAACUUAAAAAGCUUAGAAGACCAAAAUCUAUAUGAAGGAUGAUAUAAUUUGAGUAACUGCACACAAACUGACAAAAUCCCAGCUUUAAGGCUAAGAAUGCAAUUGACUAAAGACGAAAAAAUGCUUUGGGCAAAAUUAAUUGCAACUUGUGACGAAAAACUAAAGAGAAUUGAAAAAAGAAUUGAAGAAAUCCAUGAAUCAAGCUAUAGCUCAAAUUAG